Molecule: messenger RNA, 435 nt
Organism: Ogataea angusta
Lineage: Eukaryota; Fungi; Ascomycota; Pichiomycetes; Pichiales; Pichiaceae
Exons: 1
Coding region: 1-435 (144 amino acids)
Biological process (GO): mRNA splicing, via spliceosome
Cellular component (GO): nucleus; spliceosomal complex
Source: RefSeq, a predicted model, not a curated record
AUGCCAAAAUUCAAGUGUUCGAACUCCAAGCCUCCCGAAGAGUUUUGGAAAGUUCAGCCAACCUUAGUGAAAUUCGAACAGAAAAUGAAGGUUGCGGAAUCCAUGAAAUCAAGAAUGGGGCGCCCUAAGUACGAGAGCUUAUGGGAAAUUUCCCACAUUAAUCAUCAACGAUCAAGAUAUAUAUAUGACAUGUUUCACAAGAAAAGAAUGAUUACAAGACCAACAUAUGAUUGGCUGUUGAACCACAAAUACGGAGACGCUGAGCUUAUUGCUAAAUGGAGAAAACAGGGUUAUGAAAACUUGUGUUGCUUGCAAUGCAUUGAACGUUCUGACGCAAAUCGUACCUGUAUUUGCAGGGUUCCAAAAAGUAUAGAGACACAGCAAAAUCCAGCCUGCAAGUCUUGUGGAUGCCAAGGAUGUGCAAGCAGUGAUUGA